Hyaloperonospora brassicae is the source of this 474-nucleotide messenger RNA. Lineage: Eukaryota; Oomycota; Peronosporomycetes; Peronosporales; Peronosporaceae. The record is from the annotation of a GenBank genome assembly.
AUGACCAACCCUCCUCCUGACAAAGGAAGGGAAGAGUCUGGCGACGAUCCAGGACAACCUGCGCUCCCACUAGCGUCACUGACAACUCAAGUACCUCCUGGGUCUCCGCAGCCGGACAGGGAGCGUAAGGUGGCUGCGCCGGACACGCACCACGAUGAUGCGACAUUGGACAUGGACGGGGAUCGGACUCUUCCCAGCCACCCGUCUGAUGUUUUGUCGGCCGGACCUGGCUUGACGCCCUGCGCAUCCCGGAAGGGUGCCACCGCAGUUACCCCAUCGGGCGCGGAAGGUGCCUCACGAGCUGAUCGAUUGGAUCCGGGGGAGCACUCUUCCUCGGAGAACGUAGGGGUCACUUCGGACCGGUCCGGGGCCCCUCUUGUGGAUGAUGAAAGCGAUCUUCAUGCCGCCUUAGUGGAUGAGAUGAAGGCCCACCCCGGCGAGGGUACGCUCGAUUCAUGGCUUCACUCUAUUUAA